Aphanomyces astaci is the source of this 970-nucleotide messenger RNA. RefSeq lists its product as hypothetical. Bases 138 to 932 code for a protein of 264 amino acids. The transcript has a single exon. Lineage: Eukaryota; Oomycota; Saprolegniomycetes; Saprolegniales; Verrucalvaceae. The record is from RefSeq and is a predicted model, not a curated record.
CUUGGAACUCGGCGGAAAGAUACAUGAUUUAUAAUGGGGAGUCUGUUGAAGAGGAAACAGUUUGUCUCAUCAGACGACGUAAAGUGUCCGUCCUUCCAAGCCAGCCUUGAAACUCCCAUUUAUCAAUUCAACCAACUAUGCAAACUUCCAGCUUCCUCCUUGCGUCGUUCCUUGUUGUAUUGUCUGUGACAUCUGGCGCGUUCGCCCAAACCUGUUCGGCCGAGGGCAAAACCGUCACCGCGACAGGGUUCGUGAUGGACAACUACUGCAUCGAUUUGGGGAACCUUAUGGACAACCCGACCGUAAAGACACUCGAGGGCCCUGAAGUGCACUCAAUCCACUGCCUCGUGGACCUCGAGCCGUGCGUGGACUCGUUGUACACGUUGCUGGCGCCUCCCGAGAACGGCUCCAACCUGUACACGGUCAAGUACCAGUUGGGUGUGGCCGGCUCCGCGUUGGCCAAGAACUACGCGGAAAACGCGCGUUUGUUGGGUGGAGAGAAGGGCUUCAGUGCGACCGUGACGGGGGUGGACGACGGCACUCCCGAGUUGAAGUGCGUGACACUAUCCAAUACGGUCGUGGUGGACGGUAAGCCGCUGACGUUGCCGUCCGUGUCCCCCGACCCCUCCACCGCCGCCCCCUCCACCACUGCUGCUCCCUCCACCACUGCUGCUCCCUCCACCACUGCUGCUCCCUCCACCACUUCCGCUUCCUCCACCACUGCUGCUCCCUCUACCACUGCCGCUCUCUCCACCACCGCAGCUCCCAACACAACUGCCGUGUCUGGCACGCCUACUACAACUACUACACCUACUACUUCCACUGCAGCCUCGAACACGACAACCAGUCCUGCUGCGUCUUCUGGCGACCCAUUGGCGUUGCCCUCUGUAGCCGCUGCCGUCGGGAUUGUGGCACUUUCGCUUACACUCUAAAUAUUUCUAGUAAUGAAGAAAAAUAUAAACUGUUGUCA